ACAAGAAACGUGCUACCUUCUUUGCAAUGCUUGUUGUCCUCUUUUCUUCCAAUUCUUAUCUUAGAUUGAUCCAAUGCCAACUUAUGCCAAUUGUUAGUGAUGAUCAAAUUAAGACAUACAUAGUUUUUGUAGAAGAGCCUAUAGGAGGAGCAAAUCUACUGAAUGAUGAAGAGCUCGCCAAUUUUCAUAGAUCAUUUUUGCCAAACAAUAGUCUAGGCUCCGGCAAAGAACGGAUGAUCUAUUCCUAUCGCCAUGCGAUUAGUGGAUUUGCAGCAUUAUUGACAGCUGAUGAAGUUUUAGCCAUGGAAACAAAGCCGGGUUUUUUGUUCGCUCGCCUGCCAGAAGAGGUUAGAGCACAAACAACCUACACUCCCCAGUUUAUGGGCUUGAGUGAAGGAGGAGGGUUAUGGUGGAGCUCUCAAUAUGGAGAAGGGAUUAUCAUUGGAGUGAUCGACACUGGCAUUACACCUACACAUCCUUCUUUCCAAAGUUUUAAUGCAGUUCCAGCUCCGCCAGUUAAUUGGUUCGGUAAUUGUGCGUUUGGACCGAAUGUAUGCAACAACAAACUCAUCGGUGCAAUGGCAUUCCAGAGUGGCAAAAAUCCAUCACCUCUUGAUGACACUGGCCAUGGGACACAUUGUGCCAGCAUAGCCGCUGGAAGCCCGGUUUAUGAUGCUGGAGUCCUCAACCAAGCUAGAGGAAUGGCAGUAGGGACUGCGCCGAGAGCUCAUAUCUCGGCUUACAAAGUAUUAUUUGGAGGUAGUGGAUGGGACGAUGAUAUCCUAGCAGGCAUAGACCAAGCCAUUCGAGACGGUGUCAAUGUGCUCUCAAUGUCUCUUGGUUCCGGCCCGAAACACUUGUAUGACAGCGGAAUUGCAGUGUCUUCUUUCUACGCUAUUACUCAAGGAAUAGUUCCUUGUGUUGCUGCUGGGAAUGACGGCCCCACAGCGAGUGUGAUUUCGAAUGAUGCUCCGUGGAUUUUUACUAUCGGAGCAAGCAGCACCGAUAGAAGGAUAAAGGUAACUGUGACGCUGGGUAAUGGUAUGGAAAUCGAUGGUGAAUCUGCUUAUCAACCAGACACACACAAUGCUAUUGAUUUAGAACUCGUGUUUCCUGGAGCAUCAGGCAGAGAUUCUGAUCUCCAAUGCUCAUCGCUAAACCCGACCGAUGUCAAAGGAAAGAUAGUUUUAUGCGUGGUUGGUACCUUUUCUAGCAUAGUGAAAGGAAGGAUAGUAAAAGCUGCCGGAGGAGAGGGAAUGAUAAUGAUGAAUACUGUAAAAUACGGAUUCACAACAUCCGCAGAGCCUCAUGUUCUUCCUGCUGCUCAUAUUAGUAAUGUUGAUGCUAGAAAGAUAGUGGCAUAUGUGCAAACUACUAGAAACCCGACAGCAUCGAUUGUCUUCAAAGGUACACAAUUCGGAGCCUCUCCUGCUCCUUCCAUAGCUUAUUUCUCUAGCAGAGGCCCUAGUCAGUAUAAUGGAGGCUUUAUAAAGCCGGACAUUGUCGCACCAGGAGUGAAUAUUCUUGCAGCUUGGCCGGUAGAAGUUGGGCCUAAUCCCACAGGAAACACAACCUCAACCUUUAAUUUCCUGAGCGGUACAUCUAUGGCCACUCCUCAUGUUGCCGGCAUUGCUGCUGAUCUAAAAAAAAAUCACCCUGAUUGGUCACCAGCGAUGAUCAAGUCGGCAAUCAUGACAACCGCAUUCACUGAGGAUCUAGAUGGAAAUCCGAUAGCCGAUGAUGCUUUCUUAUACCGACCAGCUAGUUACUUUGCCAUGGGAGCCGGACAUGUCAAUCCCGAAGGAGCUAAUGACCCAGGACUCGUUUAUGACAUCCAACCAUUGGAUUACAUCCCAUAUCUUUGCGGGAUGUAUUCUACACGCAUCGUCAAAGCCAUUGUCCGACAACAAUGGAUCGAUUGCUACACAAUUCAAUCGAUAACUGCGGCAGAGUUGAACUAUCCUUCAAUUAGUAUGACAAUGCCGGUAUCGGCAGGCUCUGCAUUUGUCAUUACAAGAACACUCACAAAUGUUGGUCCUGCCGAGGUUUACAAUCUGAGAAUUCAGUUGCCUGAUGGAGUUGAUAUUAGAGCAGACACAUAUAGUCUGACAUUUUUAGCUCUGAAUGAGCAGCAAAGUUUUAGGCUUCAGUUUACAAGCAAUGGUUAUGCGCAGAGUGGGCAAGUCUCAGAAGGAUACCUCAUUUGGGCUUCUGCAAGUCAUGUUGUCAAGAGUCCAAUUUCAGUUACAUACUACUGAGCAGUAGUAAGUAGUAGUAUGCACUUCUUUUUGAGAGGUCUUGCAUAUGAACUACUUCAUUAUGACUUUUAAUAAGAUUGGG
Dioscorea cayenensis subsp. rotundata (Guinea yam) is the source of this 2340-nucleotide messenger RNA. RefSeq names its product subtilisin-like protease. The record is from RefSeq and is a predicted model, not a curated record. Lineage: Eukaryota; Viridiplantae; Streptophyta; Magnoliopsida; Dioscoreales; Dioscoreaceae. Bases 27 to 2258 code for a protein of 743 amino acids. Gene Ontology annotation, biological process: proteolysis. The transcript has 2 exons. Gene Ontology annotation, molecular function: serine-type endopeptidase activity.